Messenger RNA from Sabethes cyaneus, 834 nucleotides. Its product is annotated as E3 ubiquitin-protein ligase KCMF1-like. Lineage: Eukaryota; Metazoa; Arthropoda; Insecta; Diptera; Culicidae. The transcript is spliced from 3 exons. The record is from RefSeq and is a predicted model, not a curated record. Bases 86 to 775 code for a protein of 229 amino acids.
CAUACACAAAGUAGUUAGUAGUCUGCCAGCUGAUAAAGAAGUGAUUGAUUCGCAUUUUACCGUUUUUGCAUAACUUUUCCUCAAAAUGGACAGUUCCGAUCAGUUUAGGUGUUUGCUGUGCCCAGACGAUGCCUCUUUCUGUUCAACAAAUAAACACCAUACAGCUCACCCAAAGCAGCAACUAUUUUCGGACGAUCUGCUUUUGGACAAUCUCGACAUCAACGCGGAUGAUCCAGAAUUUUUGGAAGUCAAAAUCUUCAACUGCCCGUACUGUGACCGUCCUAAACUGAGCAUCUCGGCGUUGUACGAUCACUUGACUUUGGAACAUCUCGACAUUGAGUUUAACGUGUGCUGUCCAAUAUGUGUUUGCUUCGGAGAAAAUCACAACGUUGUGCAAAAUAUGCAUCUUUCAGAGCAUAUUGCUGCGGAGCAUAGCGCUAGUUUCGAGCAAUAUGAAAAAAAUAUUCAGAUCGCCAAUAAACACAGUCAACCCGAAGGCGAUCUGCUGAAGUUUAUUGCUUCGACACUUCCUCCUACCUACUAUGGAGCCACGGCGGAAUCAACAAAUCAACCGGCAACAUCGUCAAACACCUCCAGCAGCCAAAAGUUGGAACCAGAAGAUGACCCAGACGAAGAAUGUCCCAUUUGUUGGGACCCAUUUUCGGAUUCUGAUAGCCGCCAAUUGAACUGUAAACACACAUUCCACAGUGAGUGCAUCCAACAAUGGGUGGACCAAAACAACAGUUGCCCAAUGUGUAGAAAAUGUGCUCAAUGACAACGAACGAUCUCCAUCACAUCUGAGCGGUGAAACUCUCGUGAUAAAGAGUACUUAGA